AUGGAACCACUCACACUAAAGCCCCGGACUCCUGUCGAGAGUCCGGAUGUCGAAAAUUGGGAUGAUGAUGACUUUGAAAACCUCGACGAUGUGCACUUCCGCACAGCUUCAACUGCGACUUCAAUCAUCUCACACCCUCAAACCAACCACCGGGAUUCCGCGUCUUCGCGCAUGUCCAUGCGCUCCGAAUCCAACAAUGGAGAUGAGAACUGGGAUGUUCUGGUGGAUGAACAAGCCUCAAUAAAAGAUGCCAUAGCAUUGGCUAAGAGUAAAGGAAUACCACUACCAACAAAUGUGCCUCGUUCUGCCCUAGAGGGAGGCACCAUUCGACGCCUGAAAGGCAAGGAAAUCAAGAAGGCUAUUGCCGACGAUUGGUCAGAAGACCUCGAUAUACCUGGAAACGACAUACCCUUAAAGCUUGCAAAACACGAUGACCGCGAUAUUUCGGAAAGUUUGCGUCAAAUCAGUGCCGCUUUUCGUACUUCUCCCAAAACUCCUGAGACGAGUAAAGACUUCUUCGACAAAACUAUUCGAUCACCCAAAUCAAGAACAGCUCCUACACCAAUAACAUUGGAUGCUUUCCGUGACACUGAGGAGGAUGCCAAUUUCGCUGAUGUGCCCACGAUAAGAGUUGCCAAGCACAGGUCACCACAAAAACCACUGCUCUUUGAGCAGCCCCCAACACCCAUGAAACCACAGAUGGAGAGUAUCGAAGAAGACCUCGAGCUACCAGCCGAUGGAAAAUUGAGAUUGUCAACGAGGAAACCUCAACCUCAAACACCACAACAAGGUGAUGACUUUGACCUUGAGUGGGCCGAAGGUAGUCUCGGAACAAGACACGCUGGCAGAAGAGGUGGCAGAUCUGCUCGAAGCUCUUCCGCCUCCGCGUUGAGUCCUAGCGUCUCGAGUGCUUUUACUGCCGAGAGUGAGGAUGAAGGCCUUGAUGGCCUUGUUCUUCCUGAUGGCCCCAUAAGUUUUGAGGCCAAACUCAAACAACGCCACCUGGAACAAACACCAGAAAUCAACGAAGUAUCCGACGACAGGAACAAUCUUAAGAGGACAUCUGGGAAGGACGAUUUCUUUUCUGGCCUAGAAAUUGGUGAUGGCGAGGUCUUUGAUUCUGCCAAGUUGACCCUAAAUCGCAAUGUCAAGCACAAGAGCACACGAACUACAAGCCCAUCUAGGAGAACUGCCACAACACUCAAUUUUACAACCACAAAGACAACCGGGACCAUAUCACGGUUGCCUCGAUUUCAACCAACUCACGAACGCCACGAUCGUCCUCGUUCUCAUUUGGAACCUGUUUCAGAAACAGGCGCUCCAAUCUCCACCUAUCAACGACCGAGUUCUCGAAUCGCAAGCCAUUCAGGACAGACAUCUACUACAGCUAUUCCAGCACCAACCACACCAUCAACACCUUCUACGCCUUCUACGCCUAGUAGACGACUUCUCCGGGGCGCUGAGUCUCGACCCGAUCUUCGUUUCGAACAACCCACUACCACAAAUGCACAAUUAUUACGUGCAAAACGAUCAAUGCCAGUAAUGCGUGGCGUCAAUUCACCUACGAAAUCUUCACCCUAUGUAAGACCUCCUUCAAGACAGGAUACUGGAAGUCGCCUCAAUCUGCUGUCACGACCCAAAACGCCCACUGAUCGCCUCGACACUCGAUCAGGCGACCCCAAGAAAGCCAAUGUCCCAUUCAUCCCGGCCGGCGGUUCAUUGACUCAGUCUCAUAACAUCAACCUCAGAUCUACUACCACACGUCACGUCCGUGGUCAAGGAUCUGAUGGUUCCGGGGAUAGUAUGUCUGCUGCCCAACGAUCUUUGUCUCGUCUUGCUGGACUUGGUCGGCCAGAGACCCCGCGCGGUCGCAGUAACCUCACACCUGCAGAGCUGGCUGCUCAAGCCAAGAAGUCAAUCACAAAACCAGCAAAACGUCGCAACUAUGGAGACGGCUCUGAACUCGAAAUCUUCGAUGACCUGCCCACAUCUGCCACUAUUGAGUCGAAAUUCACUAAACAACCGGUGGGUCGUGGUGCGCCUCGAAGUUUGAGAAGCAAACUUGGACUGUCUCACAUGAACCCCUCUUCGUCAUCUCUAGCCAGCACUCGCCGUGGUAGUGACACACCUAUGCCAGGAACACCGUUGACUCCCCAUCGAAAUGACUUCCCGACGACAGCACUCAACACUACCAAUGUACCGCGAUUUGCUCGUGACACUGCUGCAUCUCGAAACGCUCGAGAGCAACGUCAAAUCUCAACGAGUUUCCAGACCAUUCGUGGGGAACCGCUGCAACCUAUCUCUGCAAACUGGAAACCUCCCCAGAUUGCUCGUCUUAACCAGCAAGGUAGUUUGCGGAAGAAGAAGAACGAGAAGACCCAGCAAAAGCCUCAUCUCAUCAAAUCUAUGGGUGGUGACUCGAACAGGGCCAAGACUGAGAAGGGAAUGCAAUAUAAUCCUUUGCUUUUUAGAUGGGAAGGCAAUGAAAAUUCUCUAGCUCCCUUCGAUGUUCCCGACUUCCAUCCACGUGGAGGUAGUCCUUCUGGACAAGGUCAAGGCAGUCCUGGCACCAAGGCCAACCUGGCAUUGAUCUCAAACGUUGGGUCCAUCACUGGUGUUCAAGUUGUCGGCGGUAUGGUCUUUGAUCCAUCACAGAUGCGAUGGUUGAAGAUUGCAGAGAAUGGAACGGGAAGCACUGCUGGCAUCCGAGGUGAAAAUGUCCAAGUUGAAGAGGAAGAAGACGUAUUUGCCGGGUUGGAAGACCUGAAGGAAGAGGAGGAGACACGAAGCCGAAGUGGUACACUACAACACCUCGUGAGUGCCAGUCAGUCUCGUGAAUCACUUGGAGAUGCGGAUGGCGGACACAGCAGUGGUGAAGACUGGGGAGUCGCUGAAGAGUUUGACGUUGGCCCCGAAUUUGUCCGACGACAACGCACUGAAGAAGACAGAUGGCGUCGAAAAGUAGAGAAGUGGCUGAGAACAGGCGCCGAUGCCGAAGAUGACGAGAAUGCCGAUGGUACAGCGGGUCACCGAUGGGCGAUUAGAGAUCUCGUUAUGGCUCAACUUUAG
Exophiala bonariae is the source of this 3069-nucleotide messenger RNA. RefSeq lists its product as uncharacterized. Gene Ontology annotation, molecular function: GTPase activator activity. The record is from RefSeq and is a predicted model, not a curated record. The coding region runs from base 1 to 3069 and encodes 1022 amino acids. Lineage: Eukaryota; Fungi; Ascomycota; Eurotiomycetes; Chaetothyriales; Herpotrichiellaceae. Gene Ontology annotation, biological process: regulation of Ras protein signal transduction; mitotic spindle orientation checkpoint signaling. The transcript has a single exon. Gene Ontology annotation, cellular component: mitotic spindle pole body; SIN/MEN two-component GAP complex.